Messenger RNA from Blastocystis hominis, 333 nucleotides. RefSeq lists its product as hypothetical. The transcript is spliced from 3 exons. The record is from RefSeq and is a predicted model, not a curated record. The coding region runs from base 1 to 321 and encodes 106 amino acids. NCBI's taxonomy places the organism in Eukaryota, Bigyra, Opalinata, Blastocystidae.
AUGGUGCAUCGCACCGAAUCUCUUCCCUUAUUCGACGAGCGAUUCAUCAAUUACGGAUUCAACAAGGUGCAGUGGAUCGAGAACUUGAGAUACUUUGGCUACGAAUUCUACGUUCUCUCUCACGCGUAUGCGGUCGAUAUUCCUCACUCCUUGUCCGGAUAUGCCAUGGAGUAUCGAAAUGAAUUCAAGUCCAAGAGUGUGGACAUGCUGGGGUUGUACAGAAGAUUCUUGGUGAGUAUGCGUGCUUCGCACAAAGAUGAGAGUCGUCAGUUGUUGUGUUUGCGUUCUGAUAAAGGAAUUUCCAAAUUUACGCAUCUGUGAUUAUUGUCGUGA